UCCAGCAGAGGCGCUCAACUCUCAAACUUAAAGACUAAUAGCAAAAUAAGAUGAACAGCAUCAAAUCAGUAGAAGACACCUGUUUGUUCGCGAUGCAACUGGUUACUGCCUCUGUAAUGCCAGCAGCAUUCAAAUCCGCCCUGGAGCUCGACCUUCUGGAGCUCAUCAAGAGCGCCGGUCCCGGCGCAUUUGUUUCUCCGGCGGAACUCGCCGCCCAAAUUCCGGCCACCAACCCCCAGGCUGACCUCAUGCUGGACAGAAUCCUCCGCCUCCUCGCCGCCAACAACAUCCUCAAUUGCAGCCUCCGCGACCUGCCUGACGGCAGCGUUGAGCGGCGCUAUUCUUUGGCUCCGGUUUGCGAGUUCUUGACCAGGAACGAGGAUGGUUGUUCCAUGGCUCCUCUGUUGCUCGUGAACCAAGGCAAGAUCUAUGCGGAAUCCUGGCAACAACUAAAAGACGCAGUUGUUGAGGGAGAAAGCCCCUUCAAGAGAGCUCAUGGGAUUAGUCCAUUUGAGUAUGGUGCCACGGAUCCCGAGUUCAACACCGCUUUCAACCAAGCCAUGUAUCAACAAUCCACCCUCAUUGUGAAGCAAAUUCUUAAAAAAUACAAAGGGCUCGACGUCGAGGGUCUGAAAACCCUGGUCGAUGUUGGUGGUGGGACUGGUGCGACGCUUAAAAUGAUCGUCUCCGAACAUCCAUUCAUUACGGGAAUCAAUUUUGAUCUGCCCCAUGUUGUCAAAGAUGCUCCAUCUAUUCCGAGAGUAGAGCACGUUAGUGGCGACAUGUUUGUUAGCGUACCCAAAGCCGAUGCCAUUUUUAUGAAGUGGAUUUGCCAUGACUGGGACGACACCCACUGCUUGAAAAUUCUGAAGAAUUGCUACGAGGCACUCCCUGAGAAUGGGAAAGUGAUAAUCGCUGAACGCAUGCUCUCCGAGGCUCCACACAGUGACCCACUGGCUUCCAUAGGCUUCACCGUCGACCUGAUUAUGUUGAUUUACAACCCAGGCGGGAAGGAGAGGACAGAAAAGGAAUUUCAAGCCCUGGCCAAAGAAGCUGGAUUCAGACAAUUCCGCAAAGUCUGCUGCGCUUUUAGCAUUUGGAUUAUGGAGUUAUAUAAAUGAAAUAAAUAUAUAUAUUAUGCUUACCACCCAGAAUGAUACGAUGUAUCGCUUGAGUUCUUGGCUUUGAUUCAUCCGAAUUGAGUAGAGAACUAUCAUUUAUCUAUGUCAGGUAUAUUGUAUCCACAUUUAUGCUACCGACAAACUUUAUACACUGAGAAUAAUGUCGUUUCUUGGAG
Molecule: messenger RNA, 1297 nt
Organism: Sesamum indicum (sesame)
Lineage: Eukaryota; Viridiplantae; Streptophyta; Magnoliopsida; Lamiales; Pedaliaceae
Product: caffeic acid 3-O-methyltransferase-like
Molecular function (GO): O-methyltransferase activity; protein dimerization activity
Source: RefSeq, a predicted model, not a curated record